AGCCUGUUGUUGAAAGCACCAUCCAACCGGGCUGUGUCGCUAAGGGAAGAUAGGCUACUUGUGGAGAAGCAACAGAUCCCCAGCUGGAAAACAACCCCACAUCUGGCACGCGAGCUGCGCGUUUUCAGCAGGAAGAACUGGAGGAAUAGCUCAGCGCAUGAUUAAAUGCGCGACUGGAUCCUUCUCGGGCUUCCUCGUCUUGUGCAGAGAAGAGAAAAGUUGUCAGCAAUAGUUGUGGAUUUUGGCGUUGCAGGAUCUGGAUUACAUUUGUCAAAAAGGGGCGAGGAGUGACACAUUUCUUCAGGUUAAGUGGUUCAUCCUACAGGCCCGUACUACCGUGCGUAAUUAGCCAAUAUAGGCUAUAGUCUAUAUUUUUUAUUGGCAACAACCUUGUGUUCAUGGGCGGGAAAUAAGUGCAAUAUCUGGAAGCAUCAAUUUAAUUGUGCAAUCUAUUCGACGAAAACAUCUAAAAACACAUGCAGUGAGACUGGCCACCUGCGUUUUGUUGCGACACCAGACUGUAACAGGUGGUUUUUAUCACUUUGGCGCUGUCUGGACCAUUAGGCUAUUAUUUUGGGGGUAAAUGAGACACACGGGUCAUUCUUAGAACUGGGGUCUGAAAUGAGGACGCACUUUGCGUUAAUUUUCUGAUUUUUUUUUUUGUACGAGUGGACAACCCCUGCUUCUAAAUGAUAAGCUCGGUGUGUGUUUCGUCUUACCGAGGGCGCAAGUCAGGCAACAAACCUCCGUCCAAAUCAUGUCUGAAGGAGGAGAUGGCCAGAGGGGAAGACUCGGACAAAAUUAUCAUCAACGUGGGCGGCACUCGACAUGAAACCUACAAGAGCACCCUUAGGACCCUGCCGGGCACCCGACUGGCAUGGCUGGCAGACCCGGACACUCAGGUCAGUUCGGACUCGGACGCUGCGCCCCCGAGUGCCAACGAGUUCUUCUUCGACAGACACCCGGCCAUCUUCGCCUACGUGCUCAACUACUAUCGAACCGGCAAGCUGCACUGCCCGGCCGACGUCUGCGGCCCGCUCUUCGAGGAAGAGCUGGCGUUUUGGGGGAUUGACGAGACCGACGUGGAGCCGUGCUGCUGGAUGACCUACCGGCAGCACCGGGACGCAGAGGAGGCCCUGGAUAUAUUUGAACCGCCGGACCCGGAGGACACCGACGACGACAGAGAGAUGCCGAGGCGGUUCGGCAUCGAGGACUGUCCGGACAGGUCGAGGGGCUGCUGCGAAGUUUGGCAGCCUAAGAUCUGGGCCCUGUUUGACGACCCAUACUCGUCCAGAGCAGCCAGGGGAGUGGCAUUUGCCUCUCUCUUCUUCAUCCUGGUGUCCAUCACCACCUUCUGCCUGGAGACCCACGAAGCCUUCAAUGAGCUGCAGAAUCGGACAGAGCAGAUUGUGGUGGGCAAUGUCACAGAAAAAGUGGAGAGGAGGGAGAUGGUGACCAAGCCCAUCCUCACCCUGGUAGAGGGCAUCUGUGUGAUCUGGUUCACAUUUGAAUUCCUGGUGCGUAUCAUCUGCUGCCCAGACAAGGUGGUCUUCAUCAAGAACACGCUCAACAUCAUUGACUUUGUGGCCAUUCUGCCAUUCUACCUGGAGAUGGGCCUGAGCGGUCUGUCAUCUAAAGCUGCCAGCGAUGUGCUGGGCUUCCUCCGUGUGGUGCGGUUUGUUCGGAUCCUUCGGAUCUUCAAGCUGACGCGGCACUUUGUAGGUCUGCGCGUGCUGGGCCACACGCUGAGGGCCAGCGUCAAUGAAUUCCUCCUUCUCAUCAUCUUCUUGGCACUGGGUGUUCUCAUCUUCGCCACCAUGAUAUACUAUGCUGAGCGCAUUGGAGCCAGCCCCGACGACCCUACAGGCUCCAACCACACACACUUCAAGAACAUCCCCAUCAGCUUUUGGUGGGCAGUGGUCACCAUGACGACGCUGGGCUAUGGAGACAUGUACCCACAGACGUGGCUGGGCAUGAUGGUGGGGGCGCUGUGCGCGCUGGCCGGGGUGUUGACCAUAGCCAUGCCAGUCCCUGUCAUUGUCAAUAACUUUGGGAUGUACUACUCGCUGGCUAUGGCCAAACAGAAGCUCCCAAAAAAGAAGAAGAAGCACAACCCGAACCCAGACGCUCCGACUGACUCAGCCUCCUUUGGGAAGUCGGAAACAAACUCACACAGAGACAGCACUCAGAGCGACACAUGUCCGCUGGCUGCUGAGGAGAGUGUCAGCAGGAAUCGCUCAGACUCUAAACAGAACGGGGAUGCAAAUGUGGCCCUUUCAGAGGAGGAAGGCUGCAGCCUGACCCAGCCGCUGUCCCCCAGCGAAAAGUGGUCCCUGCGGUGCUCCCGAGGGCGAGACAAGACUAAGAAAGAGGCCACCUGCUUCCUCCUAACCUCUGGAGACCCCAACGUCCAUACUGAGAGCUGUAAAGACAUCCUCGCUGCCACUGGAAACUACGCUCAGCCGGAGGUCACCACUCUGACCUGAUGCUGAUUGGCUAUGAAAAGGAGAAAGAGCAUGAACUUGCGGUGGAGUACAUGCUGUGUAGAGCUUCAGCUCUCAUCUCUGCUUUCUUUUCCUCCCUGAAUGAACUGCAGACCAGAUUCUUUUUAUUCAAGACAAGAUUUUUUUGGUCAUACAUCCAAAACCCUGUGGUACAAAAUCAGUUGCAUUGCAGAUUUACCAUGUGUACACUCAUUUACAUGUUACAAAGCAUUUUGCAUGUGUUGCAUGAUCUAGCAUUGUAUGAUGUACUUUAAAAACUGGCUAUCAAUGAUAUGCUUAUCAAUUAGUGGACAUGUCAUAGCUUGUCUUAAAGGUCCUGAAAUCUUCUCAAUUAGCUUCUUGUUAUGACCAGUGGGGUCCUACAUGAACACACAAUUUUCUGCCAAUGUUGGAACAGUUUUGGUUAUUUCACAUAAGAGAUUUCUGUAUCCUUUUUUUCCCUCUGCGCUCUUCUCACUGGUUUGAAGUGGGCAGGGGCUCAGUUGAAAAACGUUAAUGUCAUGUAUGUCAUGCUCCAAUCAGGAUUUAGCAACAUUUGAAUCAGACUCUGAUGACAGUUGUAGGGUUGUUACUGUCACUGUCAAAUUUUAUCAAACCACACCCACACAGUCCUGAUAAAGCAGAUUAGCUGAGUUUUUGGGUCGUAAAACUCUCAUUAAAUAAUAACUACCUUAUUAUUUAUUGGUCGACUUUGACUGUUGCUUAUUCAGGCAUGACUAUUUCAUAUUAGAUUUGAAACAACAUUUUCAUCUGAAGUGAGUCUGUUUUAACCAUUUAGCAACAUACAUUGUUAGUGUGAUUCUUUUUUUUCAUGUUUGGAGUAAUAUGUACAGAAACAGUCUCUUUUUGGAACAAAAACACAAAACAAAACUUCAUCAUCAUUUGGUUUAAUGUCUUAUAGCUGUUAACUGUCGAGUAAGAACACCCAAACACUUGUGAAUAUGGGUUUGUACAGCAAAACUGUUACUGUGAACUAGGAUUAGAUGAAAACUUGAAAUCAUUGUUCAAUCCUCAUCAAAACAGACCCAGAGUUCUUUGUCGAUCAUCCGGUCUCUGCCUUCUGUCGUGCCACUGCUUUUUAACACUGACCACAGGGACAACAUGCAGAUAUUUUGUCGAGACACAGCGUGGUAUGAAUGCUGCUCAGGCAAGACAUUGUUUGUAAAUCCUUGUACAAAAAGAGAGUUUAACAAAACAAACAAAAAAAUCAAUAGAGCAGUAUUGUCUAAUACAUUAGCCGUAUACAACUGAUGCAUCAUUACUGGUUGAUUCCGGACCAAAUGUAGACUCUUAGAUUACAUGGUAGAUUUUCAGUACCAUCGUUGGUAAAAAAAAAAAAAAAAAAAUACAUACAGUGCAAUGCCAUCAGUUCCACUUGUGCCUCAUGUUGAGUAAUGGAGCUUAAAUGUGCAGUAAUGUAAUUAGAUUUGUUCCUUAACACUUCUGGUUGUGUCAGAUCUGUAGAAACCCUGUUACAUGUUUCCACGGAGAGAGAAAUAGGAGGAUUGUGGUUUCUUUCACUUGUGACUUAUAAUAUAUUCCUCAUGGUCUACCAUAGUGGCCUUAUGUUUAAUAAACAAAGGGAAAGCUCAUUUCAUCUUCAUUAGACUCCAGCUUCAUUUCUAUGCUGACCCAGAGGUCUGUAAUUAUGUAUAAGCACAGUUGUACGUAUGUAGCACAGUACAAUAUUCUGGAUGAUUCCUUAAACUCAUUUCCCUCUGUAUAUGACAUGCUUAUGCACCAUUAAAUAGCUGUUAACCAAUAAUGAAAGAUUAUUAUUUUGAUAAUUCACCUUUUUAGCCUAAUUUCCUGUUUUCCUUGUUGUAUAUACUCGAAUGUGAUGGAGAAGCACACAGCACAUCAGUUUCAUAUCUCCCCUAUUAUGGAUUGUAUAGGUGACUGUGAUGGAUUUUAACCUGGUCCAACUGUCAGAUGUUGUAUGUAUGUGUGUGUGUGCGCGUGUGUGUGUGCAUGUGUGAUGUUGUAUCAUGUAGGCACAUGUUUCUAUGCAGAAAUAGAAAUAAAAUCCAUUUCCCACCUGG
Molecule: messenger RNA, 4546 nt
Organism: Siniperca chuatsi (mandarin fish)
Lineage: Eukaryota; Metazoa; Chordata; Actinopteri; Centrarchiformes; Sinipercidae
Gene: kcnc4
Product: potassium voltage-gated channel, Shaw-related subfamily, member 4
Exons: 4
Coding region: 690-2486 (598 amino acids)
Biological process (GO): potassium ion transmembrane transport; protein homooligomerization
Cellular component (GO): neuronal cell body membrane; voltage-gated potassium channel complex; axon
Molecular function (GO): protein binding; delayed rectifier potassium channel activity
Source: RefSeq, a predicted model, not a curated record